UCAAAUGGGUAGCCACAAGGCUCUUGCCAUCUCCUUUCUUGCAUUCUUGCUUUGCUUGUGUUCGGUUGCCAAGGGUGGGAAUUCCCAACUACAAACUUAUAUAGUCCAUGUCCAUCCUCCUGAAAGCACCGUGUUCGCCUCCGAUGGUGACCGGAAGAGUUGGUAUAGAUCAUUCUUACCAACGACCAGCGCAAGCGGGGAUGAUGGAUCCCGGAUGAUAUACUCUUAUGAGAAUUUGGCUAGUGGCUUCGCUGCAAGGCUAACCAAGGAGGAAGUGAAGGACAUGGAGAAAAAGGAUGGGUUCAUUUCUGCAAACCCAGAUCGAUUACUUCAGCUCCUGACCACACGAACGCCGAGCUUCUUGGGGCUGCAACCCCAACCAAAGGCCUGGGUUCGGAAAAACCAUGGCGAGGGGGUCGUCAUCGGGGUGCUCGACACUGGUGUCGUCCCCAGCCAUCCAUCAUUUAGUGGCGAGGGGAUGGCCCCCCCGCCUGCCAAAUGGAAAGGGCGGUGCGAGUUCCAAGCUUCUGAAUGCAACAACAAGCUCAUCGGGGCGAGAGCUUUUCUGUCCGGUGCAAUGGCCAUGGAAGGAGCAGGGGCAGUGCCGAUGUCUCCUCUGGAUGACAACGGGCAUGGCACCCACAUAGCGGGCACCGCAGCAGGAGCGGCCGUGAAGAACGCCAGCGUGCUCGGGCAAGCAGGAGGGACGGCUGUCGGCAUGGCACCCAAAGCUCACCUUGCAAUAUACAAGGUGUGCACGGGAAAGGGCUGCGCGGUCAGCGACGUUUUAGCAGGAUACGACACCGCGGUGGCGGACGGAGUCGACGUGAUCUCGAUCUCUCUCGGCCAUCAUGGCGUUCCUUUCUUCCAGGAUGAAGUCGCCGUCGGUACAUUCCGUGCGAUGGAGAAGGGAGUGUUCGUGAGCUGCGCCGCUGGGAAUGAUGGCCCAGGCAGCAGCACUCUCUCGAACGACGCCCCGUGGAUGCUUACGGUGGGGGCGAGCACCAUCGACCGGAACAUAAGGGCGACGGUUAAGCUCGGAAAUGGCACAGCACCGAUCGUGGGAGAAUCACUCUACCAGCCCAAAGACUUCCCGUCGACUCCGUUGCCUCUGGUGGACGCUGGGGCCGGUGGAGAGAGCGGCGCCGCCUUCUGCGGCAAUGGCUCAUUGAACGGCCUCGACGUCAAGGGCAAGGUGGUGCUAUGCGAGCGCGGGGCAGGCAUUAUUCAGGUUGCCAAGGGAGAAGUCGUGAAGGCAGCCGGAGGAGCAGCCAUGAUACUGAUGAAUGACAAGCCCAGUGAGUUCAGCACCCUCGUCGAAGCCCACGUCCUCCCAGCAUCGCACGUCACUUACGCCGACGGGCUUAAGAUCCGGGCCUACAUCGCUUCCUCAUCCAAACCGACCGCGACCAUUCUAUUCCAGGGAACAAUAGUCGGGACCUCGCCCGCGCCGGCCAUGGCAUCAUUCUCUUCUCGAGGCCCCAGUACUGUGAGCCGGGGGAUCCUGAAGCCGGACAUCACCGGCCCCGGUGUCAGUAUUAUUGCUGCAUGGGCGUCCGCGAUCGGGCCGCCCUCGGCAGCCGGCAGCACCGGUCCGUUCUUCAAUGUAAAAUCCGGCACCUCCAUGUCCACCCCUCACCUGAGUGGGAUUGUUGCACUGAUAAAGAGAAAACAUCCCGAUUGGUCCCCGGCCGCGAUCAAAUCAGCGAUCAUGACGACGGCCAGCGUAUUCUCCCAAAGCAGGAAACGAAUUGUCGACGAGACUCUCCUCCCAGCUGAUUUCUUCGCGAUGGGUGCCGGUCAUGUUAAUCCGGUCAGGGCAGUCGACCCCGGCCUAGUCUAUGAUCUUCAUGCCAAUGACUAUAUCUCCUACCUCUGUGGCUUGAACUACACCAGCAAGCAGGUGGGGCUCGUCGUUGGACGUCCGACCGACUGCUCCAAGGCUGGGAGCAUCGCUGGGAAAGAUCUGAACUACCCUUCGAUCUCUGUUUCGUUAGGGACGAAAGGCGGCAACGUGACGGUGAAGCGGACGGUGAGGAACGUCGGGCUGGCGGCGAACUCGGUCUACCGGGCAAAGGUUGAAGUCCCCAAGCAUGUUUCGGUGUGCGUGGAGCCCAAGAUGCUUGCUUUCCAUCGUCUCAACCAGGAACUGAGCUUCACGGUGACCAUCAGCUCCGGUCCCCAAGAAUCGGGCGUGGCUGAGGGGCAGCUGAGUUGGGUAGGUGGCGGCCACUACGUGGUUAGGAGCCCCAUUUCUAUCACCCAUGAGUAGUGGAACCUAGUCUGUGAAAGGCCGCGAUGCAAGUGUUGGUUUAUGUGGCCAAGCUGUUGACUGGAGCAAGAAAAAUAAGUGGGCACCUAGGCGGAACUUGAUUGCAAUUGUGUUUGCAUCGGAUUCUAUAGAAGU
This is a messenger RNA of Phoenix dactylifera (date palm), 2407 nucleotides long. The record is from RefSeq and is a predicted model, not a curated record. Lineage: Eukaryota; Viridiplantae; Streptophyta; Magnoliopsida; Arecales; Arecaceae.